Molecule: messenger RNA, 474 nt
Organism: Penicillium arizonense
Lineage: Eukaryota; Fungi; Ascomycota; Eurotiomycetes; Eurotiales; Aspergillaceae
Exons: 1
Coding region: 1-474 (157 amino acids)
Source: RefSeq, a predicted model, not a curated record
AUGGCUUCUUUGUGGUACUGCUGUGGCUGCAACUUCGGCCCUCACAACUCCUCGCUAUACGACGCCUGCAUUCAGUGUGGAACACGCCGCUGCGCUCGCUGCACCGAGGAAAAGAUCUCCAGCAUGAACAUGGACUUGAACAGGUCCUCUCACUCGCACUCCCAUUCCCACUCGCACAGCUGUGACCCAACAUCACCAUACCCGGCCGCCGUACUUAUGAACUCUCCUCGCACAACAGCCCUCGACACCAGGGCUAUGCUGCCUCAAGUACCAGAGCUACCAAGGGUACGGUCAUUACUCCGCGCAGACUACACAGACAUGUCGCCGGCUUCACUAGCGGGUGUUCGAGUUCACAGCGAAACAUACAUGUACAUCUGUUGCCAAUGCAAUGAUGGACCUAAGAUCUACAACCAUCAGCCUAAGUGCAUCAACUGCAACCAUACCGCCUGCUCCUACUGCACUUAUGUCAAGUGA